This is a messenger RNA of Hylaeus anthracinus, 2276 nucleotides long. RefSeq lists its product as uncharacterized. The record is from RefSeq and is a predicted model, not a curated record. Gene Ontology annotation, molecular function: monocarboxylic acid transmembrane transporter activity. Gene Ontology annotation, biological process: monocarboxylic acid transport. The transcript has 8 exons. The coding region runs from base 284 to 1573 and encodes 429 amino acids. NCBI's taxonomy places the organism in Eukaryota, Metazoa, Arthropoda, Insecta, Hymenoptera, Colletidae.
UGUUGAUUCCAUCUGGAAAAAAAAAAACUUCAAAUUAUUCUGAAGUCAAGAGAACUGCGAAACCUUGAGGAAAACUUCCUGUUAUUCGUGCUGUUCGUUCUUUAAAAAUAAUAGUCACGUUUAUGAUAGUCGAGAUAAAAAGAACAACUAUUCAAGAUAAAGUAGAUCGGCUCACUUCCGCCAAUGGAAACUUGCGAUAAUCUAAGCAGAUAUUUCGUAAUAUAUUCGGUAUCAAUUAAAACAAAAAUUAGAAAUAUAAACAGAAAUUGUUUAAAAAAGAAAAAUGGAACAAUAUAGUAAACAUAGAUCAGUUGAAAAGGGUACAAUUCUUCUAUACGGAGCGUUUAGUUUGCAUUCAUUGGUAGGAAGCUUAUUACUUCAACCACUUAAAUGGCAUAAAGUAAUUCGAAACGAGGAGAAAUGUGUAAACGAAAAAGAAAACAAGACUGGAGAAGUAAAACUUGUUGCGGACGUGAAAAAUACUAGUUUUCAAGACGACUUAGAAUGGGAGUUAUGCAACCAUCAAAGAAAACGAAAGAAAACUAUUUCAAGUAUCGAUUACGACUCUGAAAUUGAGAGUAUAUAUGGAUUUGAUAUACUUUAUUCACCUCAGCUAAUGGAGAAUGUUUCAUCAAACGAAGUGGACAUUGAUAGAUACAUAAUCGAUGAACGCGAUGACGUAUCGAAGGGACACUUAAGAAGAAAGAAACGUAGUUUUUUCAAGAGUGCCGAUACGAUCAAUCUUGGUAGCAGCUUUACAAUUUUCACGGACGUACCCGGUUCAGUGAUGAAAAAAGAAAACUUGGGCAUUUUCGAAGAAAAUGAUUCUUUAUUACAAGGAAACGAAGAGAAGGCAAUGGUAAACACAGGAACCGAUUGCAAUGACAACCCCGAAAAGAAGUCAGUCAUGGCAGAUAUCUUAAAGAAGGUAGGUCAGAUAUUUGAUCUGGACCUACUGAGAGAUCCAAUCUAUGUGAACAUUAUGAUGGGAAUGUCGAUUGCUAUUUUCGCUGAGGCAAAUUUUUCUGUCCUGACGCCAUUUAUCCUAACAGAUAUGAAAUUAUCCACCGAGGGAAUCAGUGCCGUUAUGAGCGUAAUUGCCAUUACGGAUCUCUUUUCCAGAAUUCUUGCUCCGUUUCUCGGUGAAUGGCUCCAUCAGCCUCCGAGAAUAAUGUAUUUAUUAAGUUUGUGCCUUCUAAUCUUCUUUAGGACGUUGGUAACGUUUGCCUGUGGAUCUAUGAUGUGGCUCGUUGGGGUUGGAUUAGGAGCUUCUAAAGGGAUCCGUUCGGUUUAUAUGAGUCUAGUGAUACCUGACUAUGUACCAAUCGACAGGCUACCUAAUGCAUCGGGGAUUCAAAUGAUUAUGAAUGGAAUAAUACUCUUAACUGCUGGACCAAUGCUUGGCAUAGUUCGCGAUCUCACUGGACACUACACACCCUGUAUAUUCAUAAUGAAUAGUGUUACAGCACUCACAGUAAUUUUGUGGACAAUUGAAAUGUAUAUCGUACGAAGGAGGAAAUUACGAAUGCAAAAGCAACUUCAAGAUAAGCAACUUGCAGAACGUGUAUUAUAGUUGUCGUUAUUUGUGAUUCCUAGGUCCUUUCGUCAAUCUGCGUACACUGCCAUGUUAAUUGUUUCAUAAAUCUGAGAUUAUUAUAUAAACAAAUGAAUUCUUAACAAACUAGCGAAUGAACAAGUAGGAAAUGAACGUUACGAGCGUGUAUAAUUUUUUCUACUUCAGUAAAUCGGAGAAUUGACGUUAACAUUGAUUUAAUGUAUAUAAUAAACAAACUAUUAAGAAAUUAUAUUCAAAUUAGCAGUGUGAUUUUGUAUUAUUUGCAAGUGGAACGAGGAAAGAAGUAAUUACGUGUUGUAUGAAAAAUGUAAAUAAAUUAUUUUGUAUGUAUUAUUUAAACAAUAAUGUAAAAGAAAAAAACAAAUGUUAGAUAGUAUAAAAAAAAAAGUGUCUGUGUCUUUCGAUUUAAUUCAGAAUAUAUUUGUCACAUUUUCCUGUACAAUAAAUGCGUAAAAUCUGCGGUCUAAUAAUAACAAAUUCUGUUUUUUUCUAGUAUACAAGUUGUCAGAUGCGCAAACCUGCUUUCGCGGGCGCCAUGGCGCCCUAGGGCACCAACGUUGGGGACCGCUGAACUAAACAUUAAUUAAGGUCAUGUGCCUGUUCAAUGUCGUUCGCCACAGGAGUAGACUUAAUGACGUGAAGUGUUUCGUUACCGCGGCUCGAGCCUUUUUUACCGCAGCGAUCUUGACUGGCAACAAUG